AAGUCGUCAGUCGCUCGUCGGCGUUCGUCCGUGACUGGCGGCCUGUAGACCUCUCCACUACCAAUAUUUACGGCGACAUUACUCUCGCGAGUUAAAUGAUCAGUACUGUUUACUGAUUAAAUAUUUGCGUCUUAAUUCCUGGCGAAUUUGAAAUGGGAAAAGUUUUUGUUCCACAUGCAUCAUCAGAAACAACCAUUCCGUCUACUUCGGGCCUCCAGACAGCUGCGUGCGACAUGAGAAAGAAUGAGGAGGAUCCCACCAAGGAGAAUGAUGGCUCCAUCGCCGACUGGGUGUCCGGCGGGCCCAUCGGCUCCAAGGGCGCCGUGCUCAUCUUCCGCUCUUGUGUGCUGGCCUCCAGAACCCCCUCAAUGGAAUCGACAACGAAGACGGUGGGCAACAACACGGGAACCAGCAUCCUGCUGAACAAGGCCAAGAACAUGGCUCGCCGGCUGGUGGCGGAGCCGCACGCCUUCACCGUGCGCCCCAAGAACAUCAUGCAUGACGUCAUGGAGACCUUCGGCAACAACGCCAAGAUCCCAGGACAGCAGGCGUACGUGGUGCGGCACGUGAGUUCCUCCGAGGUCCCGGAGACAGUCUCAGUGGAGGAGCAAGGCCACGAGACCCACGAGCACAAGCGGGACAUCGAGGACGUGCUAAACGACCUCAGCAAGAUCACGUUGAAGAAGCACCUCAAUAUUGAGAACACUACAGCAAAUAUCAAGCCGCCCGAAGACCCGCCGCCUCCCUCUAGCAAUAAAGACACAGACAAGAAGGGCAAGAAAGGCAAGGGAAAGAACAAGCGCAAGCAGUCUCAGAUCCAGCGCACGCUGUCGCCCGCGCUCGACAGUGAUGACUCAGAACACAUGCUCGUCAAAGAGGUGGACAGCGUCAAGGCCGCCCAAACGUUUCCACAGGUCCUAGAGUCCCAGAACAUGCCGGCUCGUAUGCUGAAGAUCACGUACAAGCUGGUGAAUACGGAGACGAAGCUGCUGCACCGGCUGCUGCAGGCGCACGGGCUGCAGGAGGCGGCCGCGGACAGCAAGGACUUCAAUCUGCUGUGGGCCGGCCUGCACCCCAAGCCCGAUGUUCUACGUUCAAUGUCUCCGUACCAACGAGUCAACCACUUUCCAAGAUCGUACGAGCUGACCCGAAAGGACAAGUUAUUCAAGAACAUAGAGAAGAUGCAGUACUUCCGCGGACUGAAGCACUUCGACUUCAUCCCCACCACGUUCCUGAUGCCGGCCGAGUACAAGGAGCUGUGCUCCACGCACUACCGCACCAAGGGGCCUUGGAUCGUGAAACCAGCUGCUUCCAGUCGGGGGAGAGGCAUCUAUAUUGUCAACUCGCCCGAACAAAUCCCAAAAGGCGAGAACGUGGUAGUAGCGAAAUACAUCGACAAGCCUCUCCUGAUCGGAGGUCACAAAUGCGACCUCCGUCUAUACGUGUGCGUGACCUCAAUAGACCCCCUACUCAUAUACCUGUACGAAGAAGGUCUGGUGCGGUUCGCCACAGUCAAGUACGAUAAGACCAACAAGAACCUAUGGAACCCAUGCAUGCACCUCUGCAACUACAGCAUCAAUAAAUAUCACACGGAUUAUAUCAAAUGCGAUGACCCAAAUGCCGGAAACAUAGGCCACAAGUGGACGUUAUCGGCGCUGCUCCGCCACCUUCGCAAGCAGGGACGCAACACCACGGCGCUGAUGUCCGCGAUCGAGGACCUGGUGGUCAAGUCCGUGCUGUCCUCAGCUCAGACCAUCACAGCUGCGGCUCGGGUGUUCGUGCCCAACUUCUUCAACUGUUUCGAACUAUUUGGAUACGACAUACUGAUCGACGACAUGUUGAAACCCUGGUUGCUAGAAAUUAACCUGUCUCCAAGCCUAGCCUGCGAGAGCCCGUUAGACGCGCGCGUGAAGUCGGCCCUGGUAGCGGACACGUUGACCCUGGUGGGUCUACCGGCCGUGCCCAUGUGCAAGGCGGAGACCUCCGCGCAGACCAGCUCGCUCAAGAUGAGGAUCGGUGCGUGUCGGCGAGUCCACUCAGCAGAGAACGUGUGCGUCAGAGGAGCGAACAAGGAGAAGGGCGGGUCCGGCGGCUCGGGCGGGCCGGGCGCGGCGGCGGGCGCGGGCGGGCUGGGCGGCGCGCUCACGGGCGAGGAGCUGCGGCUGGUGCGCGCCGUGCGGGCGCAGUACGCACGCAGGGGGGGGUUCGUGCGCAUCUUCCCCAGCCAGAACUCCUGGCAGAAGUACUCGCAGUACCUCGACCCUGUAACAGGCAUCCCGGUGUGCUCGACGUCCCUCAACAACAACGUGCCGUACGCCGUGGUCCAACACAACUACAACCUGCUGGUCCACUCGCACGUGCUGCCACACUUCCAGCACGCCACCGUCGCCACCAGCCUCACCGACACGCCGCAAAGGCUGAAGCGCUACGAGGCUGUGACGAUCACGUCGACGGCGCCGCCCAUCUGCCUGGGGACGGAGCCCUCGCAGCCCCACCACGACACGCGCCGCGCCAAGGAACUAGUUAAACGACAGCUUCAGGACGGCAUGCGACUCACCAUGGGCGAGGGCCGGCGCGCGUUCGGUCUGUUCCUGACGCACGUGCUGAAGCGCGUGUCGUCCCCCAGCAACGAGCUGGCCGUGGCGCACGCGGCGCUGGUGCUCAAGUUCCUCAAGCGCGCCUCCGCCAGCCUGCGCAUGCCUUACAAUGUAAAGACGCUGCAGGGUCCGCCGGCGAAGAUGUGCGACAAGGACAGAUGCGCGGUCAUCGCGAAGCAGCUCAACGACUUCCUCUACAUGUACUACCGCGAGACAGACCUGUACACCGACAGCGAGGACCACGACAACUGCGUCUCCAACAUACACUUCGCGCAGUUCCUCUACUCCGCCAGCGAGGCCGACUUAGAGGACGUGCUCCUGCUGCUGCUCCGCACGGAGGGCUUCGUGGUGACGUUCCUGGGGGACUCCCGCAACCCGUAUUGCGUGGACCUGCCCGCGCCGCGCCUGCUGGAGCCGCCCGCGCGGCACGCGCUGCUGCGGCACCUCGCCUGCCUCGCGCCCGUCAACACGCGCCGCUACAGGCCGUCUCCGGACACUGCAAGCCGCGUAGAAUCCGAAGACACACCAUCAACGGACACGGAGGCUCCGCCCCCGCCCUUCACGAGCUCGGACAUCGUGCUCAAAGACUCCAUGAAGGAAGAGAAGCCCCUCAACCAAGCGAGGGCCUACGCGCGCUCGUAGCAUCAGAUCCGGCGUAGCCGCUCCGAGCGUCGCGCUACGUAGCCGCGUAGCACGGCGUAGCGAUCGCUACGCUGCUUCAUCGAGUCACUAUUCGAUGUAAGCAAGUUUCGAUAUAAAAAGGUCAAACACAAUUUACGUCGCAAUACGAUGUCGUGUCGUGGAAAUAAACUAUAUACAAUUUUGAGUAAUAAAUACAUCAAACCCAUUUAAACUUGUCAACAUAAGCUCAAGACUAUAUCCCAAUUGGGGUAGUCAGUACAUCCAUCGCAAGAUGAACUAAGUACCCACACCUAACUGAGCUUUCUGUUAGACCAACGUGUACAGACAAUGAGAUAAACUUUUCAAAGGUACAUUGAUUUUGUAUCGCAUUAUACUACGAUUAGAUGACAAGUCAAACUCGGCGACAUCGUUUUCCACGACAGGACAGGUUAUGCGACGAAUUUACGACGUCUUACUGUACUCGUGUUUUGGCAACAUCGGACACCACAAUUGCUUGUUCUAAAUUCUGCAGUAUUUUACUCAAUAUAACGCCGCUAUGACAUAUCUUGACGCGGAGUGCGCUUGCGUAGGUCUACUCUAUUCCAUUAGGGUUAAACCACAUAUUACGAAACCUCGCUGCACUUUUUUAUACUUCUAUCCUUUUCCUGUUACUCAGAACAGUCAUUUGUUAGAGCGAGAGACAGCGAAAGCACGCGGCAUUCGACGAGGCGUUAGCGUGCGGUGGCUGUUUUUCAAUCUAGCAUAUCGUGGUCAGCCACGUAUUUCAAACCGUAUUUCAAACUGAAGUAUCUGCAAUAUUUUACUAGAGAAAAGUGUGUCUUAUUGACAAUAGCAAAAGGUGUAAAUCAGAUUCGCCAAAAUAUUCACAUACGUCAGUUAGUGACAUCAGCGACCAUAUCUUUUUCUGGAUAACUGAAAAGGAUACAAGCGUAGGAAAAUUCUAUACAUGUAACCAGGAGGUCUUAAGUGCAACCAGUUAAUUUAUUACUUUGCUAGAAACUGAUUGGACUUUUGCACCUUAUCGUACUUCGUAAGGAGAACGCGUACGCUUGGCAACUCCCGUCGAUAGUUUCUCUGAUCGUCCACCCAAAGGCAGUCUCUGUCUUCACUUGCAACUUUUUUCACAUUCCCGAGAAAUGCAUUUCCGAGUUAUGUGACCUAACCUGUAUCGGGCUGGUUUUCCCCGGGUUGGAAGGUCAGACAGGCAGUCGCUUCCGUAAAAAGCCGGACAUGUCAAAUCUUCAGGUUAGGUAAGCGGACCCUGUGAAAAACGGGAUAAUGAUUUGUAACAUUUUUUGAGAGCUUUCUUCUCCUUGCGGCUAUGCAACAUUGAUUAUACUGCAUUGAUUUCAAGUUUUAUCACAUUAUAAAUACUUUGAUCAUAUUUAUAAAUGCACAGUUCCAUACAAAAAUGAAACAAAAUAUCGUUCCCACGUCUAUUCUGAUAAACACCACUUUAAGUAUUUCGAAAAAAGUGAAAUCCGCUGAUCCGCUCAUUCGUUGUGAAUGGUUUCGCGCGGUUCCAUACUUACUGGUGUGUUUGAUUUUUCCGCGCGGUUUUCUUCUAGUAAUCUUUCUCCUACGUACUCAGUUGCAUUAUGUGUUCGUAUCGAAUAUUCGCCUUUAUUAGCAAUAACUCUUAAAUAAUGGGUGUUAUGUGAAUAGUUGUUUCAUGUUUACGCGAAUAUUAUCAUCAUUAAAACACAUAAUACCUGGUUCUUGCCGCUUUAAUAUCGGGAGUCUCAUAUCCCUGAUUUUAACGCGGUAAGAACCCGGUAUUGUGUUUU
Molecule: messenger RNA, 5026 nt
Organism: Pectinophora gossypiella (pink bollworm)
Lineage: Eukaryota; Metazoa; Arthropoda; Insecta; Lepidoptera; Gelechiidae
Gene: TTLL5
Product: tubulin polyglutamylase ttll-5
Exons: 18
Coding region: 153-3239 (1028 amino acids)
Biological process (GO): microtubule cytoskeleton organization; protein polyglutamylation
Cellular component (GO): cilium
Molecular function (GO): tubulin binding; tubulin-glutamic acid ligase activity
Source: RefSeq, a predicted model, not a curated record